This is a messenger RNA of Pieris napi, 5869 nucleotides long. RefSeq names its product transcription factor CP2 (gene gem). Gene Ontology annotation, biological process: regulation of transcription by RNA polymerase II. Gene Ontology annotation, molecular function: DNA-binding transcription activator activity, RNA polymerase II-specific; RNA polymerase II cis-regulatory region sequence-specific DNA binding. The record is from RefSeq and is a predicted model, not a curated record. The transcript is spliced from 20 exons. Gene Ontology annotation, cellular component: nucleus. NCBI's taxonomy places the organism in Eukaryota, Metazoa, Arthropoda, Insecta, Lepidoptera, Pieridae. Bases 1538 to 3514 code for a protein of 658 amino acids.
GCGAAGCGUCCCAUUUGACGCGCGCGUACGAUGUUAAGUGUUUGUGAAUUUGUGAAUAUUAUUUUAUAGUGAAAGUGAGUGAAGUAAAAUGAGAAUUGUCUCUGGACUCCUAUUGAAGCCGUACAGUGUUAUGUCAAAGAGAACCUAUAGGUGGACAAUAAAAUGUUGUAGUGUGUUCUGACAGCGGAUUUAAUGAUUGCUUAUUGCCAUCUAGAGGUUUCAGUCUGAAUUACUGGAAGCGUUUGGAAGAGAUUAAAACUUCGGUUGAGGAAAGAAGAUAGAAUUUGAAUUAUUCUUGGCUAUAGCUAACUAUAGUCUAAAAGAAAGAGAGUUUAGAAGAUAUUAAUUAUUCGUUGGAGGAAUGUUAUACAACGCAAGGUUUAUUUAAGGGUGAAAACUACCAAAAAAUACUGCGACGCCAUCUGUUGGGAAGAUUUGAGUUUUUAAGGAGAAAGUCCAUAAAAUAUAGAUUAAAAAUAAACUACGACCCUGGGACGAGGGUUUUAUUAGAUAGAACAUCAAUGAACAUUCAUCAGGAUAUAAAAAAACACAUCGUCAAAUUUGUAAUAGCGCCAUCUAUUAUUUAAAGUCAACAACAAGAAACAUUUCAAGUCUAUAGAGUAUAGAGGCUGAAGUCAUAUUGGAAGAUCUGAGUAAAUCAUACAAACGUGGCAGGCAAUCUUGAAUAUUAUCUAAUUGCAGGGGGAAAUUUAAUCUAAACCCCUUUUCAAGUAGGUAAUAAGCCAAAAAGGUGAGACUAUCUUUAUUUGAAAGUUUUGGCGCGCAAGUGUAGAAUUGAUUAUUAUCAAAUGCGCCGCAAUAUUUUCAGUUCAGGUUGACAAGUUUCAAGUUAGUGUACAGAGAGACAUAAGAUGCGCUGAAAUAUAUUUAAAUAGUGUCUCGAUUUUUAAAAAUAAAUUGAUUUUGACAAGUGAAGUUCACAGUGAGGCAAAAACAAAACAAAAGUCAUUUUUAAUGAACAUGAACUUUGUUGAAUACUUGAGCAGAACCACUUCAAUAGUGUCUUAGUGUAUACAGAGGCAAAACUGGACAAGAAUACCUGAAUAGCCUUCUUAUUAGAGUAUUCAUUUUGAAAGGGUAAACACUUGAAAAAAUUUACCUUAACCAGUGAAGUGCAUUGUGAGGCAUAAACAAGUAUAUGGAGAGAACGACGUCCCCUGUAUGACACAAGAGCAGAACCAUUUCAAAAGUGACUUAGUGUUAACGAAGGCAAAACUGGACUAAAAAUAGUCUUGUCAGUAGAGUAUUGAUAUUGAAAGGAUUCUGUAAAAUACUUGACGAUUGAUCUUAAUAGUGAAGUGCAUCGUGAGGCUAAAAGUAUACGGAAAAGUCAUCUGUAUAAACACUAGUUCAACACUCGAGCAGAAUUAUUCAUAGUGCUUUAGUGUGUACAGAGGCAAAGCUGGACUAAAUAGCCUUGUAAGUGGAGUAUUGAUUUUGAAAAGAUACUUUUGAAAACUUGAUUGAUUGAACUAAGAGAGGAACACGAUUCAAGGAACUACUUCCUGUUACAAAAAUGGUUGAAGACACAACUCAAAACGGGGAUAGGAUGUCUGCAGCUGCCGUGCUGCAAUUCGCAGCUCGGGAAGCAAGAGAAGGCAGGCGGUUAGCGGAAUUUGGGGCCCAAGCAUUCGCGAGCAUCACCUACAACGCUUAUGCAUCCCUCGGUGAUAUGGGUGGCAGUGGCAGCUCCUCCUCAUCACACAUGUCACCCGGGUGGCAGGUCAACGACCUGGAUCUGGAUCUACCUGGAGAGUUGACUAUGAAUGAGGCCUUGCUUUCCCUGCCAUCAUUGUCAGUGUUCAAGCAAGAGGCACCGUCUCCAACUGGGGCCGUACUGUCGCCCCCACGUCGGGCCUGGCCCCCGAGACGACAGAAUGAGAGACAGAUCACAAACAUGAUAGUUGAUAAUCGCGAACCGAUGGACGAAGCCUGUCAGGAGUCACCGACUCAUAACCUAAUGAGUCAGCAUUCUGACAGCCCAGAAAGCAUGCAGUGCCAAACAAUGGCGCCCACCAUGAUGGAUAUGAGCGGAUACAAUUCGCCAAACGAACAUGACAAUAAAAAUGCUGGGUUGUUAAUGUGUUCUCCCAGCGCGUUUGACGGCUUCUUGCAGUCACCUGUUCGCUCUGAGACCAGUUAUAAGGAUGACUCAAGAUUUCAGUACGUCCUGGCUGCAGCGACGUCUAUUGCCACGAAACAGAACGAGGAAACGUUGACAUAUCUGAACCAAGGACAGCCUUAUGAGGUUAAGCUGAAGAAAUUGGGCGAUCUAUCGCAUUCUAAAGGAAAAAUAUUGAAGAGUGUGAUAAAAAUUUGCUUCCACGAACGGAGACUUCAAUAUAUGGAGAGGGAGCAGAUUGCGCAGUGGCACGCCCAAAGGCCCAGCGAGAGGAUUAUUGAGGUCGACGUCCCAUUGUCGUACGGCGUGUCGCGCGUUGAGCAGCCGUCCGCGUUGAACGCUUUGCACGUGUAUUGGGACCCGACUAAGGAUGUUGGCGUGUAUAUCAAGGUGAAUUGCAUUUCCACGGAAUUCACAGCAAAGAAACAUGGCGGCGAGAAGGGCGUGCCGUUUCGUAUACAGGUUGAGAGUUAUUUGGCGAGCGAGGAGUCAGUUCGGCUACACGCGGCCGCCUGUCAGAUUAAGGUGUUCAAAUUGAAAGGCGCAGACCGUAAACACAAACAGGAUCGGGAGAAGGUCAUGCGCCGUCCGCCGUCUGACAUCGAGAAAUACCAACCUGGCUGUGAGGCAACAGUUCUCACUACGCUCUCAAAUGAUGCUUUGAUGCCUCCACCGGUUGUUACAACAUCACCACCAUACUCUCCUGAAUUGUGCACACCGAAGGUGGCAAGCCCUGGACUGAACAAGCCUGUGCUGUCUCAACCAACUAUCAUCACAACAAAUCAGAUGAAAGCCUUGUACUGUCAAGAAGCCCCCGAGGUUAAAGUGCCAACACCGUCAUGUCUCUCGCCAGGCGCCAUCUUGCCCGAUCUGCCGCACCCCACAGAUAAUGACACUGACAAGCAUAACGGUCUCUCGAAGGAGGCAUCGUCGGCGGACACGCAAGCAUGGCUGAACCGGCACCGUUUCGCCCAACACGCGGCUACGUUUAGCAACUUUUGCGGGGCCGAUCUGUUGCGUCUCUCUCGGGACGAUAUAAUACAAAUUUGCGGGCUUGCUGAUGGUAUACGACUAUACAACGCUCUUCAUGCGAAACGCAUCGAACCACGCCUAACAGUAUACGUAUGCGCUAGUGGUUCAAAUAUAUACAGCGCGUUGUACCUCGACGCGUGCGCCGCCAGCGAAUUACUCAUCAAGCUGAAGGGGCUUUUGCACAGCGCUGCUGCCAAGGAAUGCGAAACAGUACUUGUGUCGGGACCGAACGGCGCAAGAGUACGUUUAACCGACGAACUCGUACGACAUCUCCCGGAUUCGUCCACUUAUAAACUCGAACAUGUGGAAAACUCGCUUCUACUUAGUCCAACUAACUAAAAUCGUGUUGAAAUUUCGCGGUAAUAAUUAACACAGGAUAUUACUGAGAUUUUCGUAAAUAACGGUAAUAGCAGAAAUAUUACGGCAAAACUAUUGUAGCGUCAGUGGUAAUUAUCCGGAUAAAAAUGAUUUGAAAAUUACUUAAUUUCACGGUAAUAGCAGGAAUAUUAUUGUAAUGUAGUUAUUAAAAAUACUUGGACUAUUUUCAUAGAAGUUAUUGCUAUUGUAUUACUGUGAAUACAAUAUUAUUACUGAAAUAUUACUGUAAUGUAACUUUAUGAAUUACCUUGCGACAUACGUAAUAAAUGUCAAAUUCAUUUUGGAUAUUAUUGUACCAACUAUUUACAGGCGUUUCUGUCAUACCCGAUUUGAAGGAAAGAGACGGCUAUACAUGGAUAGUUAAGUGAUAGGUUUAAACUUUAACUCAUAAAUUGUUAUUUUUAAGUAUUUUAAAAUUAAUAAUCACCUCUAUUUAUGGACAAUUCUCCACACGUCAAGAUUAAAUGUCAUUUUUGACAUAAGACUAAAAAUCCUUAGUAUAUUAAGAAUUUUUAGUCUUGUGUCAAAAAAAUUUGCUUUUCCACUCAAGAAUUAUGACAGAAACAACAAAUGACGGUAUAACUUGUCACCUGUCAACCUUUUAGAAAUGUCUAUUUCGGACUUCACAAGUUCAGUCAUAAUGUUUGCGCUAGAAAGUCAACUACAACAAAGUUAUAGACUAUCCAAUUGAGUCAAAGUUAUAUAAAUGCUAGAAAUGUCUACACUACGAAUUGUGUCGACACGAGUCCGCGAUUUCGUAUUAGACCAUUUUAAUAAGGUGUCCAAUUGAGUAAAUGUCAUUUUUCAGUUUCCAGCUGUCAACUGUAAAAUUGUGUCAAUAUAAAGAAGUGAGGAAUUAUCCAUAAUUGUUUUUUUAUUACUGAAAAUUGUUUUACUUUCUGGGGACCAGUCUUCACUUAGUUUUAAUCUAGUUUUUAAGUUUAUUAAGAUAUAUCAUAAAUAUUUUUGAUUUUUAGAAAUAUAAAAAAAAUAUCUUGUAUUGUAUAAUGGAGAUUAGAAAAAUAUGAUGGGUUACCCAUUAUAUUACUUAUGUCUAAACCUUGUUAAUCAAUCAGAAGAAAAUAUAUUUUUAAGUUACGAAUUGUUUAAAAUGUAGAAACUGGGACCAAUUUACGUUUGGUUUACUGGAGUAUAUUUAACAAUUUAUUCGGCGUGUUAAGGUGUUUAGGAAGAUUGUGCCUGGAAUUGUGGAACUAGCGAUUCCAAUGAUUCCUUGGCUUAAUUAGAGAGGCGACGCUUUAGUUGUUGUGUAGUAACAAAAAAAUGUGUGCGUGUACUAGUGUACACACGUAAGAAGUGAAACCUCUUUAUGACUUUAUUUUUCGAAAAUUUUUGAAAAUGAAAAUAUAACGUGAAAAAAUUAAAUAACAAUAUAAAAAACAGUGCGUUGCGGUAAGCCUGAAGUUAGUUUUCAGAAGUAGGCAAACUUCAGAAACAACAAAUCUUGCAAAUAUUCAAUAAAUUGGAUCCAAAAUAGCCGGACAAGAAAAAGAUGGCGCGUAACGGUAAAAUGCGACGUGUACGCGUACGUAAUUCUAUUCUAUUUUUCUAACGUCAAUAAAGAGGUUUCACUUAAAAAAUGAGGGUAGUUUAAAUUUUUGAAAGUAAUCGGUUUUUAACAUUAGCUAACUUACGCGUCGUGUUUCCACUUUUAAAGGCCCAAGGAUUUUGAAGGUCUUUUUGGUUUCCUCCAGUACGAGAAUUAGUGUUUCUGGAGUUCUCGUGCCGACGAUAUUAACUGAUUACUUUAAAAUCCUACCCUACCCACAUUUGUUGUAAUUUUCUAAACUACCCACAUUUUUGUUUCAUUUGUCUAAGUGUUCCUAGAACUAACUAAUUGUUAAUUGUUGCCUACUAUAGUUUGUACGUUAAGUGUAUGUUAUAUUGAAAGCGGUGCAUAUAUUAGAUAAUAAUAGUGGCAUAAGCAUAUCAGAUCGUUCUAAGUAACGACCAGAUACGCUUAUGGCAUGAGUAGUGCUUUAUUUGUGUCUAGAUGUCGACAGUCAAAUAGGCUUGGGUCACUAUAAGUGUUUUAAAGCCUAUAUGACCCAUAUGUUAGAAUACUUUACGGUUAGAUGAGUUUAUAGCACUUUAAGCCAGUAAGUGUUUGUCUUUAAUUUGAUUCUCGAUAGUCAAAUAAGAUUGAGCUAUUUUGCCAUAAUUUCUAUUUAAAGUGGAAGGAUAGGUGUGGCACCAUAAUGUUAGAUCACGCAUGCGCGUUGCGAUCCGGAGUAUUAAUGUUUUAAUUUAUAAGUAAUACAUGUAUUUUGUUAAAAAUAAAUAAAUUGUAUGUUA